Molecule: messenger RNA, 1000 nt
Organism: Amphimedon queenslandica
Lineage: Eukaryota; Metazoa; Porifera; Demospongiae; Haplosclerida; Niphatidae
Exons: 5
Coding region: 27-725 (232 amino acids)
Source: RefSeq, a predicted model, not a curated record
UUAUAUAAUGAGCAUUAGAAUUAGCUAUGUACAGUGUAUUUACGGUUGCCAGCUUACCACAGCAACCAUAUUUUACCACAAUGAAACUGACAAUCUUAUUAAUGCUUUCAACCUUGUUCAUUGGAAAUCAUGAAGCAUCUCAUGUUACCCUCUCAUGUGAAGAUAACUGCAUUGAAAUGCAAUUCUGUACAGACAUUAGAAUGGUUGAGAUUGAUGAAGAGUAUUAUUACAAAGACAUUUUUACUCCAGGACAAAACUGUAUUCAUUAUUAUACAGCACCUCUUUCUUACCAGUGCUAUAAUAGCACAAGUAACCAACUUUUUUGUAAUGAUACAGCUUCUUUCUCUAAUAGUAAGGUGUGCUUGAAUGUGUCUAGUUACCUGGCACAAUUUGGAAAUCAAAGUACACUUGUUCUAUGUUUAAACAGUUCUAGCUCUAUGUGUAGCUGUUACUUAAAAUUUAACAUAACAAUAACUGAUUCCACAUGCAAUACUAUCGAUCCAUCAACGUCAGUUUCGAGCCCUUCCGAAUCUCUAGAAAUAUCUCCUUCAAGUACCAGUUCUCCUGAUACUAAAACCCCAACUUUUUCUAUCCUACCUUCUACUACUUCUACUCCACCACCUACUACUGAUGGACCUGAUACACCUUCUCCUGGUGGAGCUUCUACUCUUAAAGCAACAGGAGGGAUGUUAAUGCUGCUACUGCUAUUGUCCUUGUUCUUAUGAACUGUCAAUAGCAUCAUUGCCUUUUGCCCUAUGGACUUUGUGUCCAGUUUUGCCUCAAAAAAAGAAGUUGUACUGCAAUUAGUGUCUACUGAUUGGUGCUGCCAUUGACAAUCUAUAGCUAAGUAAUAACUGAUAUGUAGUAUCAUUGAUUGAUUAAUAUUGAUAUUUUUGUUCUGAUUUUAUUGUUUUUAUAUAUUCUUAUUACUAUUUUUCUUAGUUUUUGUUCUUAUUAACUGUCAGUGAAAUAAUGCACCAUCAUUGUUAUUUUUAUUUAA